AUGGAUGACUUUCAGAAAAAGGCAAGUGCCAGGACAUACGAGUUGAGUAUCUACCAGAAGGAUCAACUUGAUGCGUACUUCUAUCGGCACAACAUCAAACUGACGAAAAAGAACCUCAAAAGUGUUUCUAAGGUGCUAAAUAUUCCCCACCGCCGGAUUGUCGAUUAUGUUAACCAGCGACAGAAAGAGACGCAUGAGAACGUGCAUGAAGACUAUCUUAAAAUGUCCGAAGCGUUAGGAGAGAUCAAUAUGCAAAUCAAGGAAAUAUGGAAAAGAUUCGAACGCGCAUAG
Nematocida homosporus is the source of this 291-nucleotide messenger RNA. RefSeq lists its product as uncharacterized. The record is from RefSeq and is a predicted model, not a curated record. Bases 1 to 291 code for a protein of 96 amino acids. The transcript has a single exon. Lineage: Eukaryota; Fungi; Microsporidia.